UUCGACCCUUCUCAUGACGACCAUGUCACCACAAGCAACGGCCGAUCUCUCCAUGCGAGCUGCUUAAAAAGGAGCAAAGGCUAGCUACCCAACAUUCCACAUACACACAAGCUAGUGACACAACCUUGUUUUCGAUCUACGACCCCUGGCUACCUAGGACAUAGCAAAGGUACGUUGGUUGUGCACGUACACCACUGAUCAUGGGAGACAUCGCGCUGUGCGGCCAGCUCCUCCUGGACAACGUCGUCGACGGCGAGUUCCAGCUCCCCUCCGACGCCGAAGACCUCUUCAGCAUCCUCGAGACAUGGGAAGACUGCGUGAACGGUAGCGCCGCUACGACGGCGUUGAGCCCCACGUCCGGCGCCAGCAGUGGUGCGCUGUUGGCGCCACCAGACAGCAAGCUGGGCAGCAAGCGGCGAAUGGCGCCGCAGGAUCAGGAAGAUAACGAUGACACGGCGGCACAGGCGCAGAAGAGGCGAAAGUGCUCGCCGGAGGCCCCGAAGACGGCGCACAUCACGGUGGAGCGCAACCGGAGGAAGCAGAUGAACGAGCACCUCGCCGCGCUGCGGUCGCUCAUGCCGUGCUUCUAUGUCAAGCGUGGCGACCAAGCAUCCAUCAUAGGAGGGGUGGUGGACUACAUCAAGGAGCUGCAGCAAGUGAAGCAGUCCCUGGAGGCCAAGAAGCAGCGCAAGGCCUACACGGAGCAGGUCCUCAGCCCACGCCCGCUGCCAUCGCCCAGCCCGCGGCUCCCUCUCAGCCCGCUCCUCAAGUCCACGCCGCCGCUCAGCCCGCGUCUCGCCACGAUGAGCCCCUGCAGGACGCCCCCGACGCCCGGAAGCCCCUACAAGCUCAUCCGGCCCCUGCCCCUGCCACCAACAAUGUCGUCAGGCUCCUCCGCCUACGUGUCCCCGGCGAUGACGCCGACCGGCUGCCACGAGCCGUCGCUGGAGGCCAUCGCGGCGGAGCUAUCGGUGUACGCGGCCAACAGGCAGGCGACGCUCCUCCCUGACGUGAGGGUGGAGUUUCGCGGCGCCAACCUUGUGCUCAAGACGGUGUCGCCCCGCGCGCCGGGGCAGGCGGUGAAGAUCGUCGCGGCGCUGGAGGGACGGGCGCUGGAGAUCCUCCACGCCAAGAUCAGCACGGUCGACGACACCGACGUCAAUGCCUUCACCGUCAAGAUUGGAAUCGAGUGUGAGCUCAGCGCGGAAGAACUGGUACAAGAGAUUCAGCAAACGUUCUCGUGAACGUGUCACUCUUGCUUAAUUAAAGCCCUAUCCGGAAAGCGGGUACUGUGCGGGCACUAAACCGUUUGGUGUUAAACUCUCCUAUUCGGACAAGGACUGAAUUCGUCGAACUAACGUCCACGAUGCAUCGUCACGCAUAUAUAGAUUGAUCAAUGCAUCUGCGUGUCGGUUAAGGUGGUGUUUGGUUCCAGAGUGACGUGGAAUGAAGUUGAACCAUCCCAUUCCUAUGAGAAUAGAAUGGUUCUAGUUUGUUGUCUGGUUGAGAAGAUGGAACGGUAGAAUGAAAUGGUUCCAUUUUCUGUUUGCUUAGAGAGAUGGAACACGAUACAAUGAUGUAUUCACCUUCUGGUAAACUUACCACUAGAUGAAUUAACACGUUAUUUGUAUAAGCAAUAGGUCUUUACCGGACUUGGAACUGAAAUCAAGUAGCACCGGAGGAGAUUAGUGAAUACUCCUCAGUUGAGAGAGGCCAUGCAUGGUGUGACCAAUUUUUCAGUCUGAUUUUCAAAGCAAAUGGUCUUAAAUCUCA
Messenger RNA from Brachypodium distachyon (stiff brome), 1773 nucleotides. RefSeq names its product transcription factor SPEECHLESS. Gene Ontology annotation, biological process: positive regulation of DNA-templated transcription; stomatal complex development; guard cell differentiation. Bases 201 to 1244 code for a protein of 347 amino acids. Lineage: Eukaryota; Viridiplantae; Streptophyta; Magnoliopsida; Poales; Poaceae. Gene Ontology annotation, molecular function: protein dimerization activity; DNA-binding transcription factor activity. Gene Ontology annotation, cellular component: nucleus. The record is from RefSeq and is a predicted model, not a curated record. The transcript has 3 exons.